GCUACCAUAUUCGUUCAUCUGCAGAGGUACUGCAAAGGUUAACAAAUUUCUAGAAAAAUAAUAAAACUCAAAUUUCCUUUCAUUAUUUAUUGUUCAGGUGCGUCUGAAUAAAAAAGCAGAAAGAUGUCUUCAGACGUGAACAUGCAAGCUGAGAAGCAGGAGUCGGGCCCAGUUUAUGGAGGAUGUGAAGGUCCGGAUGCGAUGUACGUGAAAUUAGUAAGCAGCGAUGGCCAUGAAUUUAUCGUCAAGAGGGAACAUGCCUUAACAAGUGGAACGAUUAAGGCCAUGCUUAGUGGUCCUGGUCAGUUUGCGGAGAACGAAGCGAAUGAAGUCAAUUUUCGAGAAAUUCCUUCCCACGUCCUGCAAAAAGUGUGCAUGUACUUCACCUACAAAGUCCGCUACACGAACAGCAGCACCGAGAUUCCUGAAUUUCCGAUCGCACCCGAGAUCGCUCUCGAAUUGCUGAUGGCCGGAAAUUUUUUGGACUGUUAAACGGAUAUCGCAGUCAGUCACGAGUGUCGAAAUUCAGCCUCGCGCUGUUUCGAAACCACACUAAUCUCAGGACAUGUUGGCUCGGUUAAAAAGAAAAAGUUAAAAAGACUUUGUAAGUGAAACAACCUGUGAAUUGCCUUGCCAACGCGCAUUCUCGAGUAUCAAACUCCUUUGUGCGAAGUUCAGCUUCAAUCCAGAAGCGUUUAUAGUCCAAUUAUCUAUUCUACUGGGUCCUAAGUAGGCAACUUUCGUUUCGAAAAAUUUCAGGGGCGUAAUCCACUAAUAUUUCGAGCAGUAAUGCGCGAUCAUAGAUGCUGUAAUUUGCCUUAACUCAGUCGCAUAGAAACGUUGAUAUUUUGGCAUUAUUGUUAUUGUCACAGCAGCCAAUGGCCAUCUACAGAAAAUUUUUUACAGAACUAUAUAUUGCUUAUCUUUAAAAUGAGAAUUUGUGCAACGACGACGCUGGUUUUUAUACUAGAGUGUACAAUAGGAAAUACGCUAAUGUUUUCGUAUCCUGGCAUACAAAUAAACGCGGAGAGUGACGUUUUUUUUUUUAACACUUCAGUUAUGUAUGAGAGUUAAAUGAGAGAAAUUUGGACGUUUUGAUGACUGAGUGCUGCGUAACUUUUGAAUUUACAGGCAAUUUUUGAGUCUAGUGUUUUUUUUUCUGGAAUAUACGUAACGCAUUUGGAUUCAAAGUAGAAAAUUAAUUCCAAUGUACGAUGAGUUAAUCGUAGAUAAACAUCGACAGCGUUUAUGAUUUACGUAAUUUCAAUUUAAAAUAUUUAUAAAUUGUAUACCGACAUUAAAUAAAAGUAGGCAUCGUAUAAA
Belonocnema kinseyi is the source of this 1323-nucleotide messenger RNA. It is a transcript of the gene EloC, whose product is annotated as elongin-C. Gene Ontology annotation, biological process: ubiquitin-dependent protein catabolic process. The record is from RefSeq and is a predicted model, not a curated record. Lineage: Eukaryota; Metazoa; Arthropoda; Insecta; Hymenoptera; Cynipidae. Gene Ontology annotation, molecular function: protein-macromolecule adaptor activity. Bases 124 to 492 code for a protein of 122 amino acids. Gene Ontology annotation, cellular component: elongin complex. The transcript has 4 exons.